Messenger RNA from Alligator mississippiensis (American alligator), 2029 nucleotides. Its product is annotated as lymphotactin. Gene Ontology annotation, cellular component: extracellular region. Bases 1529 to 1951 code for a protein of 140 amino acids. Lineage: Eukaryota; Metazoa; Chordata; Crocodylia; Alligatoridae. Gene Ontology annotation, biological process: chemokine-mediated signaling pathway; neutrophil chemotaxis; positive regulation of GTPase activity. Gene Ontology annotation, molecular function: CCR chemokine receptor binding; chemokine activity. The transcript has 3 exons. The record is from RefSeq and is a predicted model, not a curated record.
AUUCCAACCCUAAUUUUCUAUGAUUCUAUGAUGUAGCAUGCUCUCAUAUCAGAAUGGUACUGCUGUAUAAGCACAUAGUUCCUUUGUACUCACUUUGCCACUGGGUAAAUGACUUACACUGGGUUUGAGGUAGAGACAAUUCAGGAAAGCCUGUAGCGCAAAGAACAAUGGACAGUCCUGUAGGUUAAAGAACAUGGCCUCCAACUAUAAGAGGUGCUGGGAGACAAGAUAGUGAUGUGGUUGCAGCCCAGCAUUAGAUUCAGAUCAUCUAGGUCCAGCUCUGUCAGAAGAUUUCUGCAUGAGCAUGGAUAAAUUAUUUAAUCUCUGUGUAUCUUUGGCCCUACCAACAAGAAGAAUGAUUCUUCGGCAGCUGGUGGCAGCUUAUCUGUGCCAGCGAUCACAACCAGAGUUUUAGGAACAGGGGAGGGAAAGGCCUGGUGAGAAGAGGCUCAGUCUCCCCGGGCGUAGAAAAUCAUGACAUUUGUGUUGAAACUACAAAUAUGGGUGCUGGUGAGUGUGGACAGCUAGACACAGGAGGAUCCAAGCAGCUCAUGGUGCAUAUGUGGCCUAUAAAAGCACCCUUAUCCAUAAGGCCCUUGGCAUCCAUACAUAAAGCCCUAUUAUCAGCAUUGUCCUUAAACAUUAGUUACAAUAUCUACUCCCACAUUAGGCUGGGCCCAAAAAAAGGACAUUCAUUUCUCUGUCCCCUUUGUGCUAGGUUUCUUGGGCUCCUUAAUUAUACUGGCAGGAUCCCUGUACCAGCUUUGUCCACUACCCUUUGAAUUAUGCUUCUCUCUUCAUGCUUGAAGGAGGAGAUACAGCAGAGAUUUGGUCAUUGUGAUGGCCCUGGCCUUGGCCCAGGCUCUGUCAGGCUAGCUCCAGCCUGUAUGCCAGAGUCUCUCACAAGGGAUAAUGGUGAUUUGUGUAGAAGCUCAUGAAAUAUCCAGUUUUCUGCAGGUUAAGGAGUCAAUCUGUAUUUCUGUUCAGCUGCAUUCUGCAAAUACCUGGUGAUGUUAACCUGGGUCUGUGUGUAUAUCAGGAGGAAGCUGAAUAGCACUGCCAAAUCCAGAACAGACAGGGAAUACAUCUACACUAGUAAACCUUUAGAGCCACCACUAAUGUAAAACUGCUAUGGUCAGUUCAAUUUAUUCCAUUAGCAAAGCCUCAGCUCCUUUAACUCAUGUUUCCCUCUUCAGGGGUCGCCUGACUCUGCUUCUGUGGUGGAGAUGUGGAGUUUAGCUUCCAGGGCUCAUAGCUGAGAUCUGAAAGGGCAGAACAUUCAUUAAAGGUUUCCACUGCUGCAAAGGAGUUUUCUUUGCAACCUAAAAUAAAACUCGCUUGUAACGUGUUAGCAGAAGCAACCACAGACUUGGUUUGUGACAGGAAAAAAGCCUGCAGAGGGGGGCUAGCAGGACUGGGGAGUUUUUUUCUGAUCUUAAAAAAAAGUUUCUUUCUAAAAUUUUCCACCUAUGCUCGCCCCCACCAUGAUGCCCCUCUUACUGAGCACAGGAAGUUUGCUGACCACUUAAUGACAGUAUAUAAGUGUGGGGACAGGGGUUCAGAUUAUCACUUUCUCCUCUGCCGCAGGGUGAAGUAUUCAGCAAUGAAGCUCUACCACUUGGCUAUCCUGGUCCUUUUUUGCUUUGGCAUCCUCACCAUGCACACAGCGAGAGGGAGUGUAGGAAGUCAAAUUAUAAGAAGAAGUUCCUGCAUAAACCUAUCAACAAAGCAGCUAGACAUAAGAGGGCUUGCCAAUUAUGAAAAUCAGAACAUACCAGUAAAAGCCGUUAUGUUCAUCACCAAGGAAGGCAUCAAAAUCUGUGUGGAGCCUGAACUCAAAUGGGUGAAGCAAGCCAUAAAAUACCUAGAUCAAAGACGUGUCAUCAGAAGAACCACUAUCAAGCCCAAGCCCAAGCCCAAACCCAAACCCAAACCCAAGCCAUCUAACUAAAUGGAGAUGCCACUGAAACCAUAAGCAACUGCUUGUAACUCCUACUUGGUAACUGAUAAUAAAGUCUCUGAACUAACA